AUGCAUUUAUUCGAUCCGACCCUCGAAUCUCAGGAUUUCACUAUAAAUAGUGCACCAUAUGGAAAUUGUCCAGAUUGUAGAAGGCAACGAACUUCCGCUGCAUGGUGUAAAAAUUGCAAUAUUGCAAAUUUGAAAGGAAAAUUUAAUAGUUGGACCAGCGGAAACUCUAUGAUAGAUGAAUUCAUUCAGUACACUCAAUUAAAUGCAAACGAUAAUACGUACCUUGAGUGGAUUGAUUUUAAUCAAUUCAAUUUAGUUAAGAAUACUAAUAAACGAGGUGUUUUUAGCUCAAUUUAUUCCGCAAUAUGGAUGGAAGGCCCAAUCUGGAUUCUGGACGAAGAAGCUGAAGUAUGGACUCGUUAUGGUCCAGUCAAAGUCAUCCUAAAACGAUUAGAUAAUUCUCAGAACAUAAAUCAAGAUUUCGUAAAUCAAUUAUAUAGAUAUUAUAAAUGCCUGCAAAGUAGAUCACUUGCAGAUUAUUUUGGCAUGACUAAAGAUCCGACAUCGUGUUACAUGUUCGUCAUGAGAUAUUAUGAAAAUGGGAAUUUAUAUUCGUAUCUUGAUGAAUCCACGAGAAUCCUUUACUGGAGAGAUAUUGUAGAUCUAUUAUGGGCCAUAUCAGCUGGUCUUAAUUUUAUUCAUGAACGCGAUCUUACUCAUGGAAAUUUACACGGGGGGAACAUACUGGUUGAGGAUAGCGAAAUGGAUUCAAUAGAUGCUAAAAUUGCGGACACAGGAUUACACGGUCCUGUUGAUGAACAAAUAUCUUCUAUACAAAUUUACGGCGUAAUACCUUUUGUUGCUCCUGAAGUCUUUAAUGGAUAUACAUUAACUAAAGAGUCUGACAUAUACAGUUUCGGCAUGAUCAUGUGGAUGCUAUCAGCUGGUAUACGCCCUUAUUGUGAUAGACCUCAUGAUUCACAACUUAUACAAGAGAUUUGUUCAGGAACCAGACCGAAUAUAGUCAGUGGAACUCCACCUGUUUUCACUAGAUUAAUGUUACAAUGUUUAGAUACUGAUCCAUCCAAUAGACCGACAGCAUCUCAACUUUGCGAAUGUUUAGGAAAUUGGGUCACAACAAUAUGCGACGAUCCUUAUCCAUCGGAUUUAUCCAAUCAAUUUAACGUUGCCGAAGAAAUUAAAUUCUCAAGCUUAGAACAAUUGCAUUUUAACACUUUACCAUGUCAUGAAAGAGCUAUCUAUUAUAGUCGACUGUUAAAUAUUUCGGAACUUUAA
Messenger RNA from Rhizophagus irregularis DAOM 181602=DAOM 197198, 1236 nucleotides. RefSeq lists its product as uncharacterized. The record is from RefSeq and is a predicted model, not a curated record. Gene Ontology annotation, cellular component: cytoplasm. Gene Ontology annotation, molecular function: ATP binding; protein kinase activity. Gene Ontology annotation, biological process: protein phosphorylation; signal transduction. NCBI's taxonomy places the organism in Eukaryota, Fungi, Glomeromycota, Glomeromycetes, Glomerales, Glomeraceae.